Gastrolobium bilobum is the source of this 2383-nucleotide messenger RNA. RefSeq names its product pentatricopeptide repeat-containing protein At1g33350. Gene Ontology annotation, biological process: RNA modification. The transcript has a single exon. Bases 1 to 1590 code for a protein of 529 amino acids. Gene Ontology annotation, molecular function: protein binding; RNA binding. The record is from RefSeq and is a predicted model, not a curated record. NCBI's taxonomy places the organism in Eukaryota, Viridiplantae, Streptophyta, Magnoliopsida, Fabales, Fabaceae.
AUGAAGCUGAACCUUAACCAACAUGUGUUGGCGAUACUGAGCAAAAGCAAUAACCUGAAUCAUCUGAAGCAACUCCAAGCGUUCCUUAUCACCCUCGGUCACUCACAGACCCAAUUCUAUGCCUUCAAGCUCGUUCGCUUCUGUGCUCUUUCUCUCUCAAACCUUCACUAUGCUCGCCUCAUAUUCGAUCACCUUCACUCCCCCAACAUCUACCUCUACACCGCCAUGAUCACCGCCUAUGCCUCUCGCCCCCAAGGCCACGGUGACGCCUUUUUCUUGUACCGCAACAUGCUCUGCAUUCCCACCCCGCGACCCAACCAGUUCAUUUACCCCCAUGUACUCAAGUGUUGUACCGAAUCGUGUGGAACCGAUUUGGUGCAUGCCCAGAUCCUGAAAUCGGGUUUUGAUGAAUACCCAGUUGUGCAAACGGCGCUCGUGGACUCUUACUCGAGGGUUUUGGGUGGUGUGGGGAAUGCUAGGAAGGUGUUUGAUGAAAUGCUUGAGAGAAAUGUUGUGUCUUUUACGGCAAUGGUUUCUGGGUAUGGGAGAAUGGGGGAUGUUGAUAAUGCUUUGAAGUUGUUUGAUGAAAUGCCUGAGAGAGAUGUGCCGUCUUGGAAUGCUCUCAUUGCUGGGUGCACUCAGAAUGGGUUUUUCUCUGAGGGGAUUAAGUUGUUCAGAGAGAUGGUUGUUCUUGCCGUGGAGAAACAUUGUCCAUGUAACAAGCCGAACCAGGUUACUGUGGUUUGUGCACUUUCAGCAUGUGGACACACGGGUAUGCUUCAGCUUGGGAAAUGGAUACAUGGUUAUGUUUACAAAAAUGGUUUUGUUCUUGACUCGUUUAUCUCAAAUGCUCUUGUGGAUAUGUAUGGGAAGUGCGGAAACCUUGAACAGGCAAGGAAGGUUUUUGAGAUGAAUCCUGACAAGGGCCUGACUUCGUGGAAUUCGAUGAUUAACUCUUUUGCACUACAUGGGCAAAGUGAUUGUGCAAUUGCCAUUUUUGAGCAAAUGAUGGAGCAUGGCGAUGAUAUAAGACCAGAUGAAGUCACCUUCAUUGGUUUGUUAAAUGCUUGUACUCAUGGUGGGUUAGUUGAACAAGGUUAUCACUAUUUUGAGAUGAUGUCUGAGGAAUAUGGGAUAGAGCCUCGGAUUGACCACUAUGGCUGUUUGAUAGACCUUCUUGGUCGAGCAGGUCGAUUUGAUGAGGCAAUGGAAGUUGUCAGGGGUAUGAGUAUGGAACCCGAUGAGGUGGUAUGGGGUUCUUUGCUUAAUGGAUGUAAGGUUUAUGGACGUACAGAUUUGGCUGAAUUUGCAGCUAAGAAACUAAUUGAAAUAGAUCCCCAUAAUGGUGGUUAUGCUAUAAUGUUGGCUAAUAUAUAUGGGGAGUUAGGAAAGUGGGAUGAAGUCCGGAAUAUAUGGAGGAUAUUAAAGCAGCAAAAGUCUUAUAAAAUACCAGGUUGUAGCUGGAUUGAGGUUGAUGACCAGGUUCAUCAGUUCUAUUCUCUUGAUAAAUCUAAUCCAAAAGCAGAAGAGAUGUACAAUGUCUUAGAAAGUCUUAUUGGUUUUAGAAAGGAAGUCAUGGUCGAUCUGUAGUCCUUAAUGCAUAAUCUCAGUGCCAAUGCUGAGCUUGUUACUGAUUCCUGGCAUGUACAGCCUUAUGGCCAAGGAUUUCUUUGGGGAUGCCAAAUCGUUUGGUAUAAUUAUUCUCUAUUUUAUUUCAGUUUUGGAGAUUUAUCAAGAAAAGAGAACUGGAAGAAAAGAAAGGACUUCAGUUGGUUUUGGCUCUCUGUGAUUAAGUUAAUGCAGAGCAAGAUAGUUUACUUUCUGUUUAAAGGCCUUUACAGAUUAAACAAAGUUUAUAGAGAAAAAUGAAAAACCGAAACCGCGGGUCCAAUUUUUCUUGCGAAAGGACAUUUCAACAUUAAUUAUGUCUUGAUGUUGUUGGACUGGUAGAAAGAAUUCCAACGAAAGCCCGUGUCUUGGAUAUGUUUUAUUCAUUUUGGUGUGAUCACAAAGAAAAUUGGGUUUGAUGUAUUUUAAUGGUCUUGGAGGAUAGAAAAACGAUUGGGAUUGCUAACUUUUUCAAGAUUUGUUAGCUCAGUUACUGUAUCAUAUCAACAUGCUUUCUGAUUCUUGUCCAGUUCCACCACUGUUUUUUCUUAGUUUGGUAUUGGACAGCUUUUGGCAAAGUAACAGCACAUGAACACUCACUCACACCCUUUUGUAUUUGAUUCUCUGGCAGAUGAAUUUCAAGGAUGCUCGACCAAUAAGAUUAUUUGUCGGCUGAAAGUUCACCUUUUAUUUUUCUGUUUUGUAUAUGUAUUUACUCUCAUAUAAGCAUACGUUGCUUCACCUACAUACUACAUAAGGUUUCAUUAUUCAGCUA